GUGAAGCGACGGGUUGGGUGUCCUAGCUAUAGUGGCCAACGAGAUGCCAAGAGAGGACACGAUCACUUCCUUUGCUCGAAUAAAAGACGAGGUCAAUGUUCGACUGCCUCAGUGCAUUGAACAGGUGCUUGGCCCGGUGAAGGAGUACAACCCGAAGCAGGUGGAGGAGUGGUGCAACUCCUUAGGGUCCGUGGUUCUGGAAAAGAUGCAAGAGCUCAGCGGCAAUUUCAAGUACAUUGUGAACAUCAGCCUUAUGGAGAAGAAGGGCGCUGGUUUCCAUACAAGUUCCUCCACCUUCUGGGACCCGGAGUCUGACGCCGCAACGACGUACAGGCCGGGGCACGUUCAGAUUCAAAUUUGCGAGGCCUUGAGGCCCGCAACAACGCAACCCAUAUCGUGAACGAUCGUGAAUCUGCAGAAUCCUAACGUUUGACUUCACUCGACUUCAGAGUGGUGGGAAAACAAAGCGCUGAUAUGCGUUGUUCAGGUGUUUGGCAUCGGAAUGUGACGGAUGCUGGGCACAAGUCCUGGCCACAUUUGCGCCGGAGCAGGUCUCUGGGAAAG
Messenger RNA from Effrenium voratum, 564 nucleotides. The record is from the annotation of a GenBank genome assembly. NCBI's taxonomy places the organism in Eukaryota, Dinophyceae, Suessiales, Symbiodiniaceae.